AUGCAACCUCUUCAACUGUUUCUAGUUUUUAUGACCUCAUCGUUGUUAGAUUCAACGUGGGCUGCCUCCGGAAGAACUCGGCGAGGAUUGAGGGAACUGUUCAACGUAACUUCGGACAACAAUUUGGCCCAACUGAUGGACAUCGUGAUUGGACUGGUAAAGAAUGAGGACGCUAGGAUUCACUGCAAAGAAACGAUUAUACCAGAGAAGGAGGUUACCAUUUUGUGCGGUCACAAAGACUCUCGAAAUUUUCAGGAAAUUGUCCUGGACGAUCCCGAUCUCCAGGGGAAGAUUAAUUUGACGAAGCCCAUAUUUUUCGUGAUUCAUGGCUGGACGGAUAACGGAACCAAGCUUUGGGAGCAGGGAAUCGCUGAUAAUGUGGUUCAGUUCAUGGAUCAGAACGCAUGUGUCGUUAGCUGGGCUCGUUUGGCGGACUAUGAGUACACAGUUUCGGCUAUCAAACAUGUGCCGAUUGUGGCUGAAUAUCUGACAAAAUUCGUUCGCUUUAUAAAUCGCAACGGGAUUCCUCUGUCCAGUUUCACCCUGGCAGGGCACAGUUUGGGAGCUCACAUCAGUGGUCAGAUUGGACGCAGCCUCAACGGGCAUCUAGGAGCAAUCUACGGGAUGGAUCCUGCCCAAGCCCUCUUCACGGCACCGUUCGAUCGAGGUUUUCCCCUUAGGCUAGACAGAAGUGAUGCCAAAUAUGUCCAAAUGAUCAUCACCUCCCGGGGUCAGGCUGGAGUCUUGAACGGUGAUGGGCACGAGAACUUCUACCCAAACGGUGGCACUCUACCGCAGCCGAACUGCUUAGCGCCGUUGAGCAGUGAUGCCGAAUUUGCCGAUCAGCUGCUGUGCAGUCAUCUGCACUCGACUUUGCUGUUCCGAAAUUCGAUCGAUCCCAAAAUUGUGUUUAUGGCGCGCCAGUGCAGUGAUUGGAUGAUGUACCUGGCCAAGAAGUGUGACAUAAAUAAAUCGAACAAAAUGGGGCCGUACAGUAGCCGGAUUGGAGGGGACUUUUAUCUGCGAACGUCGGCUGUGGCACCCUUCAAUGUCUGAGUGUCACAAGGUGCUCAUAUUGAGCUGAACAUUAAACAAUGAUUUAACAAUAUA
Messenger RNA from Culex quinquefasciatus (southern house mosquito), 1110 nucleotides. Its product is annotated as pancreatic triacylglycerol lipase. The record is from RefSeq and is a predicted model, not a curated record. The coding region runs from base 1 to 1056 and encodes 351 amino acids. Gene Ontology annotation, molecular function: lipase activity. NCBI's taxonomy places the organism in Eukaryota, Metazoa, Arthropoda, Insecta, Diptera, Culicidae. The transcript is spliced from 2 exons.